AUGCUAAAAUAUCCGGGUUUGUGGGUGACUCGCACGACUUCUGCUGUUCGUUUCGCAGUAUCUAUCGAGGGUCCAAGCAAAACCCUAACCUUUCCCCGUGUGCUACAAGCUGCGAUGCAAAACCUUCAUCGAAUUGUCUCUCGAAUCUCUUCGAUAUCACCAUUCACUACCAGAUCUUCGAUUCCAUGGAGAAAUUGCUCAACAGUUUCUUCUGGUAAUCCCUACGUUGAUACUGCAAGCGAGCAUGAUUCAUGGGAAAAUUUUGGAUCGUCAAGUGACCCAGAUUUCGAUUCUGUUUUUUCAUUUCCUACUGAAUUAACUGGUGAACGUUUUAAUGAAGAAGAUUUAUGUCGUCCAAGUGUUUGUGAAAUGGUCUCUUUGAAACACUCAAGAAGAAUAGAGGAUAAACAAGUUCGUGGUGACACUUACUGGGGUUCUAUUUUAUCAAUGAAAAAAACAUCUGGGAAUCCCUCGAGGACUUCUUCAACAUUGUCGUCUUCUUCCUUGAAUGAAGGAGGUGAGUUUGGGAUGGUUGAAGAGGUGUUCGAUGAUGCCUUGAAAGAUGAAAUGUAUAAAUUGCAUAAGGGGAAUCCUGAAGUUUAUACUAUUAAGAAAUUGGCGAUAGAUUAUGGAAUAAUGGGGCAAGGGGUUUCUGCGAUAUUGUUUUUGAAGGAAAUAGAGGAGGAGGAAGAAGAGAUGAAGAAGCUUGGACGUUCUUUGGAUGAUUAUGUUGAAAUGUUGCUUGAUGUUUUUUCGGAGUUUUUUGAUCCCCUAUCUAAUAAGGAAUUUAAUGUGUCUUCCCUUCCCAAUGAAUGUGAUUUGACAGUAAUGCAUGAGGGUUGGGAUGAGCUACUGGAGAUUCUGAAGAAGUGUGCUAUGAAAUAUCAGUCAAGGAGGAUGAAAUGCUGUGUCAAGAAUUAG
Messenger RNA from Papaver somniferum (opium poppy), 921 nucleotides. RefSeq lists its product as uncharacterized. The transcript has a single exon. Bases 1 to 921 code for a protein of 306 amino acids. The record is from RefSeq and is a predicted model, not a curated record. NCBI's taxonomy places the organism in Eukaryota, Viridiplantae, Streptophyta, Magnoliopsida, Ranunculales, Papaveraceae.